AUGUCGCCACCUCUCGCGUGCCAGCGCGAGCGCGACGAGCUCGCACAGUGCGUUCUGCGGACAGACUGCGUCCUCAAGCAGGGCAAGACGCCCAAGGAGUGCCUGAGCAACAAGGACAACCUCCCUGUGCAGUGCCAGCACCUCCUCGCCUCCUUCUCGGACUGCAGGCGCGGAAUGCUCGACAUGCGCCGCCGCUUUCGCGGAAACCACCUGAGCGAAGAGGCCAAGCACGGCGGCGGGGACGCGGCGCUCGGGGCCAAGCAGUAA
Molecule: messenger RNA, 267 nt
Organism: Cutaneotrichosporon cavernicola
Lineage: Eukaryota; Fungi; Basidiomycota; Tremellomycetes; Trichosporonales; Trichosporonaceae
Exons: 3
Coding region: 1-267 (88 amino acids)
Biological process (GO): mitochondrial respiratory chain complex IV assembly
Cellular component (GO): mitochondrion
Source: RefSeq, a predicted model, not a curated record